UGAGUGUGUAUCUGUGUGACAAGAGGAGGGACGAAGGUUGCACCUGUAGCUCUACACCUGACUGUCAGAGAGAGGGAGACAGAGAGAGAGAGAGAAUAGACUGUACAGGGGAGGACGAAGAAGACGAAGGGAAGGAUAGCAGUAAAAGGAUAAGAGUGGAAGAAGAUUUUGGAGUGGAUAUUGGAGUGGCAAUGAUCUGAUAUUUGAGUCGAUAAAUUUGGCUUUCCUAGCAGGGUUUCUCCCAUAAACUAUUAAACUUUGGGAGGAAGGCCGUCUCCAGAUCUCGACAUAUAUACAGGGCCCUCCAUUCUUCCAUCCCGCUCUCCCUCCUCUCUGUGUGUGUGUGUGUGUGUGUGGUCAUGGCUGACCCAUCGCCUGGAUGGUGGAAGCUGACCUUCCUACGUAAGAAGAAGUCGGAGCCCAAGGUUCUGUACGAGAUCCCAGCGGAGUACGGCAGCAACACCACACCCCACGGUGGAGCCCCCGGGCCAGUGGAGGGCGCCACAGAGGACAGCCAAUUGAACGCCCGUCUGGAGAGGAUCGUAGAUAAGACGGCCACCAAGGGACGCCAUGUCAAAGUGUCCCACUCAGGACGUUUUAAAGAGAAGAAGAAGAUCAGGGCCACGUUAGCAGAAACGCCCGAUCUGUUCCCUGGUCACGAGCCUAGCGACAAGAACCUCUGAGCUGGGAAAUGAGUUCACAUACACACAUGGAAACACACCAAAAAUCCACGUCUUUCUCUAUCAAACUAAUUCGUGCACACUCAAACACAGAAGACUUUCUCUGCCUCUCCCUCAAACACAUACGUUGGUCUCACCAUUUCACACGGUCCCUCUAUCACACUCAGUAACACGCACAGAGAUGAAAGGCAGUGCACCCCAUUGGGCCAUGACAUUUUGUGUCAAUCCAGUCAGAGAUCUCUGUUCUUUAUUCCCCAGAGAUCUGGGACUGGACUGAGAGUCUUUGUAUGCAUCUUAGUAUCACACUCUCUCUGUCUCUCCCAUCUAUAAUCAGUGGAGCAGUGGAAGAAUGGGACACCUGAUUCUCCCUGUCUGUCUGCUUCCUACCUAGGCCAUGUAUACCUAAACAGACUACCUUUAAUAAGGUGCUAUUAAGUAUUCAACAGAUCAUAGGGACAGGGGAGUUUCAGGUCAUGCAUAUUACACUGUACAGUCAUUGUACUGUACAGAAUGUGUACUUUACUUGUGCUGCUAAGUUUCGCGUCUGUUCAAAAGCAAAUAGGUAACGUAUGAAACAGACGUUGUUGUUUGCAUAACAGCUUUAUGACCUAGAGGGCAUGGUUACUGACUGUUGGAGGUUGACUGGUUUCCAUAGCAAAAUACUAUGUCACGUGUCAUUCAUAGACAUGUCACCUCAAAUAUCAGUUGUUCUAAAAUCAAUUGUUCUAAAACUAACCUGAGUUUUAAAACCUGAGUAUAUUUUGUCCUGUUUUUUCUUUUAAAUGUUAAGCUUUUUUAAAAAUACCGGUAGGCCUCUAUCUUUUCAGAAUCUAACCUCAAACUAGACAAACUUUUCAGUUUUUCUUCUAGUUGCUUUUUCUAAUGUAAAAGUGAAGGACUGCUUCAUAAAUAGACAGCCACGCUCCAACAUCACUUCUAUGCAUUUCUCCAGUGUUGCUUUAGUGUUUGCAACAGUCUUUUGAAGAUAUUGGCAGACACUGAAGCCAAACUAAAACCAGAGAUGGAAGAGGAAGCGAGGCACCCCACUUGCUGUUUUUUUUUUUCUGGUUUAAUGAAAGUCAAUGAAGUAAGUAGACCAGACCCAGCUGCUAUUGCAUUGGUGGCUAUGGUAGACACACCCAGUUAAGCAGACUGGAACUGACUAUUUAUUUUCGAUGGUAAAUGGCCUGAGUGAACUAUCUUCAUUUAUCCACCAUCUUCGCUAAAACUACUCAGGAGAUCCCUCCUCUACAAAGACUGAAAAAGUACAAUUCAUUUCAUUUUCACCUUCUACACUUAAUGACAGAAAUCCCUUUCAUUGAAAUUAUGCUGUACAUUUGGAAUCAUUUUGUAAAAUAAAUACAGACUUGUUUUAUAAUUAAAACAUAUGUCAGAUUUUA
Salmo salar (Atlantic salmon) is the source of this 2080-nucleotide messenger RNA. Its product is annotated as proline-rich protein 15-like protein A. The record is from RefSeq and is a predicted model, not a curated record. NCBI's taxonomy places the organism in Eukaryota, Metazoa, Chordata, Actinopteri, Salmoniformes, Salmonidae.